Molecule: messenger RNA, 5203 nt
Organism: Aphis gossypii (cotton aphid)
Lineage: Eukaryota; Metazoa; Arthropoda; Insecta; Hemiptera; Aphididae
Product: silk gland factor 3-like
Exons: 1
Coding region: 699-2018 (439 amino acids)
Biological process (GO): regulation of transcription by RNA polymerase II
Molecular function (GO): RNA polymerase II cis-regulatory region sequence-specific DNA binding; DNA-binding transcription factor activity, RNA polymerase II-specific
Source: RefSeq, a predicted model, not a curated record
UCUGCGGACCUUCGCCGCCGAUCAGUCCGUAUACGUACUGCGCGCCGGUCGCUAUGUGAACGGUUUACGCGCGUGUGUGUGACUUGUGUGAUUUUUUUUUCUCUCAGACCGUCACCGAACAUUAUAUUAUUAUCAUACCGCCGCACACUUACCUAUGAUACUGCGGCGUCGUUGGUACAAUAUUUAUUCGGUGGUCGCAAGACGUGUACGAUACGAUCGUGAUUUAUAAUAAUUAUAUACUGUCCGUUCACCGUCGUUUUAAUUAUUAUUAAUUAUAUAUUUUUUUUUUUUUUUAUCGUUUUUAAGUUUAUUCCGCUUUUUGCGUUUUUCUCUCUGCUCGUGAGUUGUACACUACCGAUGAGACAGCGCGACGCGUCGCGAUAAGGAUUUUUCUCGUAGCGGUUUAGCGGUGAAAACCACCACCGAGCGAUAAAUACAAAAUAUCGUCGAUUAUUAGAUAUUUUAUUUUAUUAUUAUAAAAUAAAAAAAAAAAUCGCACGUCGCCGAGGACGUCGUUGUCGCGCGGACAAAGUGCGCGCGCGCCGCGCGUACCCACCGCACUCGCGUGCGGUGCAACAGUGAAUAUUUUUUUUUCUUCAUAGACCGGUGCACGAAAAUCGUUCGCAAUUACGGACCUAACGAUUUACCCGCGCAGUGUUCGGGGCGCGUCGGUUGAAUGUGAUUGGAAAGCGCGGGUGAUGGCCACCACGUACCUGCCGGUGGGCAGCGGUGGCGGCGGCGGCGGUGGCGGCGGCGGCCCCGGCUCCGGUGACCUGGACGGCAUGGGAGGCAUGUCGGUGGUCAACCAGCCCGGAGGACCGUACCAGCAGCCGUCGCCGUCGCCCCGUGGCGGCAACGGUCAAGACCACCCGGCCGGCGAGCUGAAAUACAUGCCGCCCGGGCAACAUCACCAUCACCACCACCAUCACCAUCAAGUUCCUACGUCCCCGUCGCCGGUGUCGCUGUCGGCCGCGGCCAGUUGGGUGGACCCGUGGGCCGCGUCCAUGAGCAUGCACCAACACCAUCCGCACCAUCCGCACCACCCGCACCAGGGACUGGACAUCAAACCGCCGCCAGACAUGCGAGCCGUGACCGGCGGCGGCGGCGGUGGCGGCGGUGGCGGAGGCGGCGGCGGUGGCGCGCAGACCUGGCACACGGGACCGCCGCCGCCGGUCGUCUCGGCCGGCCACUACAACGGCAGCGGGUCCGGGUCGCCGCAGCUCGGCCACCACGGCGCGUACCACGUGAUGAACGGCAUGCUGGGCCACACGCACCCGGCCGUCCAGAUGCACGGCCACAGCCCGUCGUACCCGCAACAACACGACCCGCAGUCGCCCGGCGGCGAAGAGGACGCUCCCACGUCCGACGACCUCGAGGCGUUCGCCAAACAGUUCAAGCAGCGCCGGAUCAAGCUGGGCUUCACGCAGGCCGACGUCGGCCUGGCGUUGGGCACGCUCUACGGUAACGUGUUCUCGCAGACCACCAUAUGCCGGUUCGAGGCGCUGCAGCUGUCGUUCAAGAACAUGUGCAAGCUCAAGCCGCUGCUGCAAAAGUGGCUGGAGGAGGCCGACUCGACGACGGGCUCGCCGACCAGCAUCGACAAGAUCGCGGCGCAGGGUCGCAAGCGCAAGAAGCGCACCAGCAUCGAGGUGUCCGUCAAGGGGGCCCUGGAGCAGCACUUCCACAAGCAGCCCAAACCGUCCGCGCAAGAGAUCACGUCGCUGGCCGACUCGCUGCAGCUGGAGAAGGAGGUGGUGCGCGUGUGGUUCUGCAACCGGAGGCAGAAGGAAAAGCGCAUGACGCCCCCGAACACCAUGGGCGGCCCGCAGGACGGCGGCAUGAUGGACGGCGGCCUGGGCGGCGGAGGCGGCGGCCCGAUGGGCCACGGGGGCCUGCACCAAGCGUACCACCAUCAGGACCACGUGAUGCACGGCUCGCCGAUGGGACCGCACUCGCACUCGCACAGCCCGCCGAUGCUCUCGCCGAUCGGCAACCAUCAGUCGCUUGCGGCUCAUUAACGUUUCGCCCAGUGGGACGUUGAGUACUCACGGCACCUGGCUAAGAUGCAGCAACAUCAGCAGCAGCACCAGGAAUGCACGUAGUAGAGUACUGUUGUUUACUGUUUCGAACAACGUCUCGCUGAGGGCGAUUUAAAAAAAAUAUAUAAAUGACGUGUACGUCGCACAGCAGCAUCAUUUGCAGGACGCGUGUGAGUGGUUUUCUCGGUGUAAUUAUAUACAUAUAUUAUAUAUAGAUUAUAUGAUUUUGGAGACCAUUCACGUGACCGCAAGUCCGCAAUGUGUGCGUUGCACCGCGAUGACAUUAAAAUUAUAUAUUACCAAUUCGACUAUACAUAAAAAAAUAUAUAUAUAUAAAUAUAAAUAAAAAAUAUAAAUAUAAACUUACAAACGCGGAUCGUAUAAUAUGCGUAUUGAUGAUGAUAUAAAUACGAUAUUUCUGUAUUAUAAUAUUAAAAAAAAAAAGAGUAGUGCUCGCCGUAAACUGCACGACGGACGAAGCGCAUUAUUAUAUAUAUGAAAAUAUAUUUUCCGUAAAUAUUAUUAUAAUUAUUAUUAUUAAUUUUUCCAAUCGUUAUUAAAUAUAUAAUAUUUGUGUAUAUAAUAAUUGUUAUUAUAUACGCGUACGGUAUAACGAUAAAAUGAUGUCGAUGAUAUAAUAAUAAUCAAUAAUGAUAAUGAAGAUGAUGAUGAUAAUAAUUACUACGAAGACCAUCGAUCGGCCGCAAAUCGUGUUAUUUGUACAAGACGACGGCGAGAAGGCUUCACGACCGAGCAGGAAAUCGUUUGCGGAAGACAUCAUUGCGGCAAGUACGAGAAGUCACCGCGGCAAGUACGAGAAGUCACCGCGGCGGGCACGACAGUCAUCGCGGCAAGAAAGCACGGGAAGUCAUCGCGGCAAGUAAAGGACGGACGAGCCAUCAAUCGACUCUUCUAUCGCACUGUGAUAUAAAUCGAUAUUUCUUUAAAGUUUGUUUUAUUUUCCGUCUUAAUUAUCUCCCCCGGACGAGUAUAACUUCGCAGCCAUGUACGUACACACAUACACUCCCACACAUGAGGUCCAGGUACUGUUAGCUAUUAUAAUAUUAAUAUUUCUGUUUUAUUCGUACAAUAAAUACCUACGUUAGCGCACACAACUGCUGAAUACACCCGAACAGUGGUCAAAGUUGAUGAAUAUUCCGAAAACAUAAUAACAUAAAAAUGUUCUCGAUUUUCUAAAAGUUUUCCGCGCAUUAUCCUAUAUAGUCACGCUCCAACCGCGCGAGGUACUGUGGUCACGACUCCCCAACCGCACUUGAUAAUAACCGAUCUCAACGGGUGUAUACUUAUACAAUUAAUGAUAAACGAUAAAUUAAAAUGAAAAAAAAAACCCUAUAAAUAAUAUUUUCUUGCAGUUUUGUAAAUCGUUCUUUCUACGUUCCUCGCAGACUGCACAGAUUGCCAGCACGGAACACUUGUUCGUCGUGUGUACUUCUAUUAUAAUAUUAUAAUAUACACCGAGCACAAUAAAUACACUUAUACGUGUGGUGUAGACUCUCCCAAAGAUAGAAAUGGGGUAGCUUGUGUACUUGUAAAAUCUUUUCGGUCCAUCUGCCGGCGCGUCUCGUACCGCGACAAUGUACCUGCACACCACACGCACAUUAUACGAAAUAUAAAUAAAAUAUUAUACUAUAUAUUAUUAUUAUAUACGUCUAGCUAUGUAUACGAUGUAUAUUCCUAUAGUAAUAUACGAAAACCGGUUCGUUUCGAACGAUUCAUAAUUUUUGUCCAUAUUUUUUUUCUCCCGCACGGCUUCUCGUUCUCUCGCUCACUCCUUUUUAUUCGUGAUUUAUGUGACGGAUGAAAAAAAAAAAAAACCAAAAAAGGUAAUAAUAAAAUUACCCCGAAAAUAUAAUAAUAAUAUAUAUAUACAUAACCCGGUUGGUAGAGUAUAUAAUAUAAUAUAUAUAUAUUGUGUACACGAAUACGCGUACAUCAUACCCGCCGACAUAUAUUUCGUGUGUAUGUGUGCAAGUGCGUAUACGACGCUUUUUUCCUAUACUUAUUCUUCUUUUUCUUGUUCAUAUUUUUACGAUCACCCUCUAAAUAUAUUAUCGGCCCAAGUAUAUAUAUACAAAAAUAUUAUAAAAUACCAUAUUAUCGGAAUAAAUCAACCAGCCGCCGCCACCACCAUAUACCAUCUCUUUUACCUACCUUUAUAAACAAUAAUAAUAAAUUUAAACUCUGAAAAUAAAUUUCUAUUCUAUUACAUAAUAUAUAUAAUAUAUUGUAUAAAAAUAAAACUUGUGUGUAUGUAUAUGUGCUGCAGCGAGGUAUAAUAAUAAUGUAUAAUAAAGUGUUACUAUAAUAAUUAUAAUAAGAUAUUAUACACAGACACAAAUUUGAGCGAAACGACCAAAUAUAUUGUAUAUGUUAGGUACACAGUGUUUCACCAAUAUGUAUAAUAUAAUAGCUAUUACGAACCAUAUAUUAUAUUAUACAUUAUAUUAUAUUUAUACGGAUGUGUUUCCGCCGCGCUUUUGUAUUUUGUAACGAAUUUAUCGAAAAAUAUUAUUAUUACUAUUAUUAUAAGUGUAUAUAUAUACCUAUAUACGUACGCACAUAAUGUAAUAAUGUAUAUUAUUGUGUCGUAGGUGUGUGUAUAUGCUUUUAUCUCAUUUUUUGAUUAUAAUUUAUUAUUAUUAUUAUAAUUUUUUUUUUGUUAUUUUUAAUGAUUUAUUUUUAGUUUUAAUAAUCGCAUAUUUCUAAAAUAUAAUAUAUAUAUAUUAUAUAUAUAUAUAAUACACCCUCAAGUGUUUAUCGAUAAAAAUGUCAAAUUUGUUAAACCUAGUAAAAAAAAUGUUUCUUUUAAAAAACACUCAAUUAGUCGUUAAUUUGAACAUAAUAUGAUUGAUAUAUAAUAUAUAUUUUAUGUAUGUAUUAUAUUAAUAUUAUUAUUAUUUUUAUUUUUAUUAUUUAUUUUUAAAAAGAAAAGGAAAGAAAAGACGGGAAAAUAAUAUUCGUAAUAUAAAAUACACGCAUACAUGUAUACAUUUAGCCGAUAACAAAAAAAGUAAAUUAAGGUACAAGAUCUUUUUUGUAAAUACGAAAAUAGAUGUGUAAAUAAAACUGUGUAGUUAGAUGAAUAUAUUAUCAUUCACGAAAUAUAUAGAGAAAAUAAUAAAAUACACUUUUGGAACGUGUAA